Molecule: messenger RNA, 2192 nt
Organism: Petromyzon marinus (sea lamprey)
Lineage: Eukaryota; Metazoa; Chordata; Hyperoartia; Petromyzontiformes; Petromyzontidae
Product: coiled-coil domain-containing protein 85C-like
Source: RefSeq, a predicted model, not a curated record
CUCCUACCCCCUCGCUCUCCACUGCCGUGGCCGGACACGGCGGUGGUGGUGGUAGUGGUGGUGGGGUGGUUUGCUGCUGGCGAUGUCGUUGUUGUUGACUAAUGGUGACUCGCUCGCGUAAAGUGUCAACCAUCCUCUAGGGUUGGCAGUAGCGCUCAGUCAGCCCGCGUCAUUCGUGUGUCCGGGCUGCGGGAGGAGGAGGAGAAGAAGGAGGAGGAAGGGUAGCCCGAUCUCUUCGAUGAACGAGCGUGGGGCACCUCUAUCUCUCUCUCUAUCUCUCGUCGCCAGGUGUGUGAGAAGAGAGCGGAAGAGUAGGCCAAGUACCCCGUAGAGAGGGUGCUGUCUGGAUCUCUGUGGAGUGGAGGCACCAUCCCAUCCAUCCCGGUAGCGGCGUGAGCGAGCCACGUGUUGUUCGUCUGCGCACCACCACACGUGAAGAUGACGGCCAACUACCACGCCAACCCGGGGAAAUCACCGAGACCGCAGCUGUCCAUGGUGAACGAUGGCUUGAUGAGGCUCAGCAAGGAGGAGCUCGUUCGCAUCGUGCGAAGCCGACAACUCCCGCAAGGACCCGCCGGCACAUCCUCCUCCUCCGCCGCCGCCGUCGGAGGAGGAGUAGACCAAGAGCAGCAGCAGCAGCAGAUGUCGGCGCUGCGUAACGAGAACGCGCGGUACCGGAAAGAGAACGAGGAUCUUAAAGAGGUGUGCUGCUUCCUGGACGAGGAGAGGCAAAGGUUCCGCAAGGCUGCCCGGGAGUGGCACCGCUUCGGCCGGGGCUGGGCGGGCACCCUGCAGGUGCAGCUGCAGGAGACGCAGCACAAGUUGCGUCAGCUGGACCUGCGGCAGGAGGCGCUGCUCAAGGAGAACACAGACCUCAAGGAGCUGUGCCUGCACCUGGACGCGGAGAGGGGGCGCGGCGGUGGCGGCGGUGCUCCGGGCAGCCGCAACUCGCUGGACAGCCAGGGCAGCGUGGGCAGUGCCAGCGCAGCGCCGGGCACGCGCGACACAGGCGACGGCAGCAGCAGCCCGCCGUUCCCGCAGGCCGCGUAUGGCGGCGGCGGCGGCGGCGGCGUUGGGAUUGGCGGCGGUGGUGGAGGAGGAGGCGGUGGAGGUGGCGGUAUGCUGGGGCCGCAGAGCGAGACGGAUCGGGGCACCUCAGCACCCAGCCACCACCGCAGCAUGCCCAUGCUUCUGGAAGCGUCUGACGGUUACAGCCAUCUCACCCAGAACUGGAGGAUUCUGUCAGAAAUGGAUACAAGACCUCGGGCCCAGCUCCCCCCUUUGUCUGGAGGCGGCGGUGGUCUGGUAGGGGGGCGACGAGUGGGAUCGGCUUCUCACAUACCAGGCCUGGGUCGGCCCACAGCCUCCUCCUUCGCUCCUCAGUACGGCGCCACCAGUCGAGAAGAAAUGCGGGGAGGAAUUGAUGAAGGAUCUUCCCCCGAGAUCAGUGAGCAGGAGAAGGCCAAAGUGAGAGAGAUGUGUAACAUGGUUCUGCGAAAGCUGGGGACUGGAGGCCCAGCCCCUAAGUCGAGCGUUUUCCAGAAUCUGGACAGCGGACAUCACAGUACCAGCUCCUACUAACGGCUGCAAACCUGUGGGCUACUCUGCCAGCUGCCUUUUCACGUUACCGGAACUCUGUCCAGUCGCGUGAAACACACCGAGUACUGCUUUGCCUGCAUUUGUCAUUUAAAGCACUGCAAUUUAAGAUACGCGUUCACUGAAGGUGUUUUUUUAUUAUUAAAUCGGUCGCUGGGUGUGCGGACGUAUUGAAUUCAGAAUCAGAAACUUUAUUCACACUGGAGGAGGGAUCCGACGAGCUAUGAAGCUCCUUUUUCAAACAGAUGUCCCAGUAGGGGCGGGUCAGCGAGUUACAACAACAAACAACACAAACAACACAAAGCGACCGCAGUUACUGAGCUCCGUUUUCUACGUGAGGCUUUCCAGGCGGAGCCAGCGGCACUCGCGCGCUGACCAAACGUUAUCUGAGAAGCACAAAAGCCACCAAGUGGAUCUGUGGUUGGACGAAAAACUCCGCCACACAUGAUAGUUCAUAGUUUUAUUUAUGUUGGUACAGCCCUGUGAGCCAUGCGGCUCUUGAAUCGUCGGGUGCAACCGCAACAAACAAAAAAACAUGAACAAGAAAACAUCUUAAAGUGACUAUGUGUGACUGCGCAAACAGAAAAUACAGGAAA